Molecule: messenger RNA, 246 nt
Organism: Talaromyces rugulosus
Lineage: Eukaryota; Fungi; Ascomycota; Eurotiomycetes; Eurotiales; Trichocomaceae
Exons: 5
Coding region: 1-246 (81 amino acids)
Source: RefSeq, a predicted model, not a curated record
AUGGCCGAAUCUAGAGACACCAAGAUCAUGGACGACCCCUCUCUCGACGAUACUAAGAAUGCCAAUUUGGACAUAAGCAAGGAAGACGAGAAGAAUGAGAAGCAGACGGUUGAAAUUUCGGCCAAGGAGUAUAAAGAGCUGCUGGCUGCAAAACGGUACCAAGACGAAGUCGAGGAAGGAAAACCUCGUAAAAAACCAAAACAUGAUGAUGCCCAUCUGAGUCUGGCCGCGCGGGCCUAUCUCUAA